Acanthosepion pharaonis is the source of this 2328-nucleotide messenger RNA. The record is from the annotation of a GenBank genome assembly. Lineage: Eukaryota; Metazoa; Mollusca; Cephalopoda; Sepiida; Sepiidae.
AUGCAGUCAAAUGGCUGCCCUCAGCACAAUGGAGAGAGCGAGGAGGUAGCGUCGACUUCGCGACCGAAUGGUACCUGUUCUGCUACAGCUAAUGGUGAAGUGACGACACCAGAAGAUAAACAACAUCUUCUAAAAAAUAUGUCGAGGGCUGAUCAAGACGUUGUUCGAUUAAUCGGCCAGCAUCUGCGAGGACUCGGAUUGAAUCGCACUGCCGAGUUGUUGAUGUAUAUGAUGUGUAACAGUUCACAAGAUCUAAGGGAAACCUCAGAAUGGGAAGGAAAAGGAAUUGUAUCCAGGCAAAAACUUAUUGAAAAAUUACAAUCCUUUCUUCCACCCUCUGUGAUGUUACCGCCUCGCCGAUUACAGACUUUGCUUAGCCAAGCAGUAGAGCUGCAAACAGACCAAUGUCCAUACCACAAUACGAAACUUGACAAUAAUCUUGAUGCCAUCUCUUUACUCAUCGAUCACACUUGUACCAGGGAUCAAUUUCCAUGUAAUACAAUUCAAAUAUUAAACGAUCAUUGUGAUGAAGUUUGGUUCUGCCGUUUCUCUCCGGAUGGUACUAAGUUAGCAACAGGUUCUAAAGAUGGUACUUUGAUGAUUUGGGAUGUGGACAUAGAAUCAUUUGAAUUGACUAUACGCCGUGCAUAUGAAGGUCAUUCAUAUGGUGUCUCCUACAUAGCAUGGCAUCCUGAUAGCAAGUUUAUAAUUGCUUGUGGGCCAGAUGACUGUGCAGAGGUUUGGCUAUGGAAUGUUGAGACUAGUGAAUUAAAAGCUAAAAUGAGUCAGUCUCCUGAGGAUAGUCUUACAAGUGCUGCAUGGCAUGCUGAUGGUAAAGAGUUCUUUACAGGAGGCACCAGAGGGCAGUUUUAUCAAUGUGACCAAGAUGGUAAUUUUUUUGAUACUUGGGAAGGCGUUCGUGUACAGUGCCUUGCUUGCCAGCAUGAUGGGAAGACUGUUCUAGCUGCAGAUACACAUAACCGAAUUAGGGGCUACAACUUUGAAGAUAAAUCUGAUUUUCUCAUAUUACAAGAAGACCACCCCGUUAUGUCUUUCACUCUUGAUGAAACAGGGAAAUUAGCUUUACUCAAUGUUGCUACUCAGGGAGUCCAUUUAUGGGAUCUAAAGGAUCGUUGCCUUCUUCGCAAAUUUCAAGGUAAUUCUUUUGCCUUUUUUCUUUUUGUUCUUUUUUUUUCUUCCAUCUCUUUGUGUCUUUCUUCCCUCCUCCUUCUGCACGUCUGCUCUCUCUCAGAAGUGCCCAUAGCUGUGUUGGAAGGCCAUACUCGGACUGUCAAUUGUGUGCACUGGAACCCCAAAGUGCCUAGCAUGCUAGCUAGUGUAUCAGAUGAUGGCACUAUUAGGAUAUGGGGACCUCUUGAUAAAGCAAAACGAGAUAAUGAAUCUGGCAGAAGUACACCUCAAGCUAUCUACCAUUUUAUUUCUUUCCUUUUUCCUCUCCUCUCCUUCCUUCCUUCUCCUCUCCUCUCCUUCCUUCCUUCCUUCUCCUCUCCUCUCCUCUCCUUCCUUCCUUCCUUCUCCUCUCCUUCCUUCCUUCCUUCUCCUCUCCUUCCUUCCUUCCUUCUCCUCUCCUUCCUUCCUUCCUUCUCCUCUCUCUCCUUCCUUCCUUCUCUCUCCUUCCUUCCUUCCUUCUCCUCUCCUUCCUUCUCCCUCUCCUCUCCUUCCUUCCUUCCUCUCUCUCUCCUUCCUUCCUUCUCCUCUCCUCUCCUUCCUUCUCCUCUCCUCUCUUCCUUCCUUCUCCUCUCCUUCCUUCCUUCUCUCUCCUUCCUUCCUUCUCCUCUCCUUCCUUCCUUCUCCUCUCCUUCCUUCCUUCUCCUCUCCUUCCUUCCUUCUCCUCUCUUCCUUCCUUCCUUCCUUCUCCUCUCCUUCCUUCCUUCUCCUCUCCUUCUCCUUCCUUCCUCUCUCCUUCCUUCCUUCUCCUCUCCUCUCCUUCCCUUCUCCUCUCCUCUCCUUCCUUCCUUCUCCCUCUCCUCCUUCCUUCUCUCUCUCCUCUCCUUCCUUCUCCUCUCCUCUCCUUCCUUCCUUCUCCUCUCCUCUCCUUCCUUCCUUCUCCUCUCCUCUCCUUCCUUCCUUCUCCUCUCCUCCUCCUUCCUUCCUUCUCCUCCUCCUCCUCCUUCCUUCUCCUCUCCUCUCCUUCCUUCUUCCUCCUCUCCUUCCUUCCUUCCUCUCCUCUCCUUCCUUCCUCCUCCUCUCCUUCCUUCCUCCUCUUCUCCUCUCCUCUCCCAUAUAUAUAUAUAUCCUUUCUUCUCUCCUUUUCUAUCUAUGCUUAAUUCUCACUCUUUCUCUCUCUCCCCGCUUUUUUUCUUUUAG